This is a messenger RNA of Heteronotia binoei (common prickly gecko), 3176 nucleotides long. RefSeq names its product ETS variant transcription factor 7 (gene ETV7). Gene Ontology annotation, cellular component: nucleus. The transcript has 8 exons. Gene Ontology annotation, molecular function: DNA-binding transcription factor activity, RNA polymerase II-specific; sequence-specific DNA binding. Bases 303 to 1331 code for a protein of 342 amino acids. Gene Ontology annotation, biological process: cell differentiation; regulation of transcription by RNA polymerase II. NCBI's taxonomy places the organism in Eukaryota, Metazoa, Chordata, Lepidosauria, Squamata, Gekkonidae. The record is from RefSeq and is a predicted model, not a curated record.
GCCGUGGCGCUGAUUUCAGCUCGCGCUGGCCUCUGCCAGACUCUCAGUGCAAAAUAGGCGGAAGCUGGCCGGCAGGCUCAGCGGAGUGGCGAUCCCCUUGCGGUUAUUGCUGUUUUGCGGUCCGAACUCCUGCCGCGCUCGGAUCCGGCUAGUUUCAUUUUCGUUUCCCGGAAGGAAGGUCUCAGAGCCCUCGCUGCUCGGCGGUUGCCCACUAGCAGAGCAAGGGGCUGGUGGGGCAUUGGGCGGAAGAGUGCGUGGCAUCCAUAAGUUCCCAGCCUCUUGGAGCAGAGGCUCCACCUGUCAUGCAGGGUGAAGUGGCAGCCAGUUCUUCAAGUCCAGUGACAGCCUCUAUUUUGCCCCAGCAUCAGGAGUCCACAUCUGCGACAGUGUUACAGCCACUCUAUGAGAGGCAAGUCUGCACAUUACCGGGCCAUCUCAGAAUCCAGCCCUCAUUAUGGAGCAAAGAUGAUGUGAUUCACUGGUUGAGAUGGGCAGAAAAGGAAUAUUCACUGAGGGAAUCAGAUGAAAGUAAAUUUGAAAUGAAUGGAAAAGCUCUUUGCAUUCUCACCAAAGAAGAUUUCAGAUUCCGGGCUCCUAAUUCAGGAGAUGUUUUGUAUGAGUUACUCCAAUAUAUUAAGACCCAGAGAAGAGCGCUUGUUUGCAGCCCUUUCUUUAACUCUCCCUUUAGGGAUACAGACCAUACACAGACCCAAAGGACCUCAGACGGCAUGAAGGGCAAGUUAGAAGGACGCCCAGCAGUUGACCAUCCACUGCCUAUGGAAUGUUUUUUUGUUACAAUGAGACAUCCAGGCCAUGCAGAACGAUCUAGAUCUUCCAUCAACACCUUUUAUGAUCCUGGGGCAAUUAAUCUUUCACAUCAAGAUUGUAGUACAGAGGUCAAUUACAGCGCAAAUGCUGUAUGCUCUUUUCCUGUGACAUCACCAGUGCCAGUCAGUGGUAAAAUUGCAGACUGCAGGUUACUCUGGGAUUAUGUCUAUCAGCUCCUCUGUGACAGUCGAUAUGAACCAUUUAUCAAAUGGGAAGAUAAAGAGGCCAAGAUCUUUCGAGUUGUUGACCCCAAUGGACUAGCCAGGCUUUGGGGAAAUCACAAGAACCGGAUGAACAUGACAUAUGAGAAGAUGUCAAGAGCUCUGAGACAUUACUAUAAACUCAACAUAAUCAAAAAGGAACCAGGACAGAAACUUUUAUUCAGAUUUCUGAAAACUCCUGGAGAGAUGAAAUCUGACAAGUCCAAUAAAUUUGACCAGCUGGACAACGAGGAGCAGGAAGGGGAGGAUUGGAAAGAAGAGGGGUUGGAAAUCUCACCCUAGCCAUGCUUAGCCAUAGUUGUUACCAAGAGGCUGUGUUGUGCAGUGGAAAGGCUUGAAAUGACAAAGUGAAGUAAAAGAUGUCUACUACAAACAGAUAGUAGUGGUCAGAGGAUUUCUGUUGUUUCCUAGCUGACCAUCUACUUUGAAAGUGCUCCUUGUGAGUUCAUGUUUAUACAUAAGUAGGGUAUUUGGGUCCAAAAAGACUGUCCCAGGAAUUAGCUCCACAUUCAUACCUUGUGCCUGGGGAUUUUACGCAUCUCAGAGAUCAGUCGAUUUUAGAAAAUAGUUUUUUAAAAUCAUAGCAAGUUGUACAGUUAUGCAGCCACCCCCACAAACCUUUGUGCCCAACUGUAAUGAAGAAGAGCAGCAUCAGGACUGGCAUGAAAAGGCACAGGAUGGCCAAUGUUAGCAAUUGCAAAAGCUACCUAUGUGCAUUAAUUAGGCUGUCAGUCUCAUAUUUGGUUAGUAUAGCAGAGUUUGCUCAGUAAUAGAAGCAAGAUAUUGUGUGCAGUAAAAUAAAUCUCCCAAGAAGUAUAUUGCCACGAGAGGAGAUCCUGAGCUUUUUGCUUGUCAUCUUUUUCUUAAGCGUUUACUUGCUUUGGUUUAUCACUAGAAGAAGAGUUGGUUUUUAUACCCCACUUUUUUCUACCCAAAGGAGUCUCAAAGUGGUUUACAAUCGCCUUCUCAUCCUCUCCCCACAACAGACACCCAGUGAAGUAGUGGGGCUAAGGGAGUUCUGAGAGAACUGUGACAGGCCCAAGGUCACCCAGCAGGCUUCACAUUGGAGGAGUGGGGAAUCAAAUCCGGUUCUCCAGAUUAGAGUCUACUGCUCUUAACCACUACACCACAUUGGCUCUCAUACUUCAUACUAUCAUGUAUAUGGUGUCACCUUUGUUGUUUUCAUUUCAAGAGCCUUACAAUUGCUGUCUUUGCUAUCCAGAGAUCCACAUCUGAUUGCAUGCCACUAGUUCCAAAUGAUGACUGGUGAUCUUAAAUGAGGAUGUAUCAAAUGACGCAUGCAGCAGGUUCACAGAUAAAUUGAAGCAGGUGCCCAUCUGAAUUUCAUAUGUUACCUUUGUGUACAUAAAGCUUGUUUCUGCACAUGGAUCUACUGCUGUUGGAUCCAGGAUGCUGAAUCUGUGGAGACUUUGGUUUGUUCUGGUUAAGGUUUCUUUACAGGUUACAGGGCACCUGCACAGGGAUGCAGUUGUGGAGAAGGAUACUGUUCCUGGGGCAAAGGGAACCUUUGCUUAUCAUCUAAGGCCAGGGUGGUUUGAAAGUCCCUGACUUACUGAUCCAUCUUGGAUUUGGGGAGCUCACUAUACUUCCCUUGCCCUUUCCUUGCAAACUAAUUUAGAAGAAAGGGAUCUCAGAAACAGCCCAACACCAAGCACAUUUCCCUGUGCAUAGUAUGACCAGUCAGUCACAGAAGUCCUGUUUAUCCAUAUUCUGAUGCCAAUGCCUGCGAUAGCAACACAAGCCUCACAUGUGCUUUGCCUAGAGCUGCUUGCAAAAGUCUCAUAUGCUUAUUUGUGAAUCACUUGGCUUGUGCUCAGCAGGGCAGAAACAGUUCAAGAAGCUUGAGAAAUACUGUUCUGAGGAAUGAAUGCUAAUCUUUUACUUGAAUUUUAGUGACUAACUGAAUGUAUGACAUUCUUGCAUUAUAUUGAAGAAUUUUGCUGCAGGAGGAGGAAAUGUAAGUUGUACCAGGUAGACAGUAAUGAGGUUUGCUGUGUCUAUUUUUUCAAAAUGGAUGAUGCUGUAAAAUAAAAUGAACAUGAACAUAAAAAAUGGUUGAUAUUUUGUAAAGUGUCUUCUGAAUUUGCAAAUAAAUUCGUAAUUUAU